Molecule: messenger RNA, 1267 nt
Organism: Pangasianodon hypophthalmus (striped catfish)
Lineage: Eukaryota; Metazoa; Chordata; Actinopteri; Siluriformes; Pangasiidae
Product: pepsin A
Exons: 9
Coding region: 16-1149 (377 amino acids)
Biological process (GO): proteolysis
Molecular function (GO): aspartic-type endopeptidase activity
Source: RefSeq, a predicted model, not a curated record
GCCUCAGUGAAGAACAUGAAACAGAUUGUGAUCCUGUGUGUGUUGGUCGCACUCUCGCAGUGCAUCAGGGUGCCGUUGAUUAAGGGCAAAACUGCACGGCAGAGGCUGCAGGAGAAAGGUCUGUGGGAGGAAUACAGAAAGAAAUAUCCCUACAGACCCUGGAUCAAGUUUGAUCAGACUGGUCAAGAGUCCAUGACCAACGAUGCUGAUCUUUCCUACUAUGGCGUGAUCACCAUUGGAACUCCUUCUCAGUCCUUCACAGUGCUUAUGGAUACAGGCUCAUCUAAUCUGUGGGUGCCGUCUGUCUACUGUUCAAGCCAAGCCUGCCAGAACCAUGAUCAGUUCAAUCCACAGCAGUCCAGCACUUUCCAGAGCACCAAUCAGUCUAUCUCUAUUCAGUAUGGCACAGGCAGCAUGACCGGCGUCCUGGGAUAUGACACUGUGACGGUUGGUGGAAUCUCAGUGCAAAAUCAGAUCUUUGGACUGAGUGAGACUGAGGCUACUUUCAUGGCCAGCAUGACGGCAGAUGGCAUCAUGGGUCUGGCCUACCAAUCCAUUUCCUCUGAUAGUGCCACUCCUGUCUUUGACAACAUGAUGAGUCAGGGCUUGGUCUCCCAGGACGUCUUCUCAGUCUACCUGAGCAGCAAUGAGCAAGAGGGCAGCAUGUUGUUCCUGGGAGAGAUUGACACCUCCUACUACACUGGCAGCAUCUACUGGAUCCCUCUUUCCUCUGAGAGCUACUACCAGAUCACCAUGGACAGUGUUACCAUCAAUGGACAGGUUGUUGGUUGUAGUGGUGGUUGUCAAGUUAUUGUUGAUACUGGAACGUCCCUUAUUAUUGGACCAAGCAGUGACAUCAGCAACCUGAAUGCCUAUCUUGGUGCCCAGACAGACCAAUAUGGAGAUUCUAUUGUGAGCUGCAGCAGUGUCCAGAGCUUGCCUUCAGUUACCUUCAACAUUAAUGGCUAUGCCUUCUCCAUCCCUCCAUCAUCCUUUGUCACACAGGGCAACAGUGACUGCCAAACAGGUUUCUCUGGUGGCAACUUUGGAAGCAGCUUCUCCUGGAUCUUGGGUGACGUUUUCAUCAGGAAUUGGUACACCAUCUUUAACAGAGCGAACAACAGUGUGGGCCUGGCUCAGGUGGCUUAAGAACUAAUGGCAAUAUGGAUGAAAUAUUAAACCUUUAUGUCUGUUUUUGCACGUUUUAUCUGAAAAAUCUGAGAACAACUAAAAUGACAAGCAAUAAAUAAAAAUAUCAGCAUUUCAA